GUGAUGGUAAUUGUCAACGAGAUUGUGGUGGGUUUGGAACUUGUAUAUCUAAUUGUUUAAAUUAUAGAAUGAAGUAUAAUUUAAAAAAUGGUAAUGAUAUGCAUAAAUAUGAAGUUCGUAUAAUUACUAAGGUUAUGCUUAGUAUAGUUGCAAAGAGAUUUCCUAUUCAAUUAUAUGUAGAAAGUCAGCAUAUACCUACAAAUAUUCUGAUUCAACAUGAAGUAGCUAUUACAUAUCUUAAUCUUAGGAAAAGUGUAAGAGAUCAGAUUAUUUUAAGUCAACGAGCAGAUAGAUAUACUGCGAAAGAAGUAAACCUCAAACUUUUGGCUCUAUUUAAUGGUAUAUCAAAAGAACAAUUAGAACAGAAGAAAAAAUAUAAAAUCAAUAUUUGUAAUGAAAAAAAACUUCAACAACUCUUAGAAUGA
Molecule: messenger RNA, 425 nt
Organism: Scutellospora calospora
Lineage: Eukaryota; Fungi; Glomeromycota; Glomeromycetes; Diversisporales; Gigasporaceae
Source: the annotation of a GenBank genome assembly